Necator americanus (New World hookworm) is the source of this 1158-nucleotide messenger RNA. RefSeq lists its product as uncharacterized. The transcript has 9 exons. Gene Ontology annotation, cellular component: intraciliary transport particle A; cilium. Bases 1 to 1158 code for a protein of 385 amino acids. Lineage: Eukaryota; Metazoa; Nematoda; Chromadorea; Rhabditida; Ancylostomatidae. Gene Ontology annotation, molecular function: protein binding. The record is from RefSeq and is a predicted model, not a curated record. Gene Ontology annotation, biological process: intraciliary retrograde transport; cilium assembly.
AUGGCAAGUGCCAACAAAUCUGUCAUCUUAUACGACAAGAAGGGAGCCAUAGUGGACGUCUUGGAUGUUACCGGAGAGCUGCCACUUUGUCUUGUAUGGUCGUCUGUUUCGUCACUGCUGGUGAUCGGAAAUAAUAAUGGGAAUUUAUUUAUUUACAACCAUCAGUUGUCGAGGAAAAUCCCUGUUCUUGGCAAACAUCAGAGGAAAGUGACGGGAGUAGUGAUGACUAAACAGGAUAAGAUACUCUGUUGUAGUGAUGAUAGUACAAUUACUGUUUCUUCUUCUGAUGGUGAAACAAUCAAAACGUUAUCGUUGGCAAAUGAGCCCGUUGGCGAAAUAAAGCGGCCUGGAGGGAACGUGGACGUUAUUCUUCUCCUGGGGAGGAGUACGAGAAUUUUGUGGUCAGCAAAUCUUGGCCCUGGUUGGUUAACGUUAACGUUAACGGAAGAAAUGUUUCGCUAUUUGCUUCUUGCAGUUCUUUUCCAGAAUUUAUUUCUAUGGACUUCCGGAAAAGAUAAUGACGACGAAGAUGAACCACAAAUCACUGUAAGCUUCAAUUCUCUGGAAGCACAUCCAGAUUUACGAAGAGCAUUCAUAAACUUCUUGCUUCUGUCCGCAAAAGGUGUCUACCAUAUUCGGGACGCUUUUGUCGUUUGCAAUGAGAAAGAAGUAAACAUGAAUAUUUGUCUGAACGAUUCUUGCCCCGAAAUAACUAGUGACAUGCCUGUUGAAGAUGAGGAGGAAGAUCCUCCUAGACUGACUCAUGACAUCCUUGUAUCCCGUACGUCGGUCCGGCCAAAAGCCUGCAACCAAGUGACUGGGAGGUGCAAGGGAGGCGGUUUGGAGUCGCCUCCAACAAAUAAGCUCCACAUGUCCGCUCCGGGAGAACCGAAGUUCUCCCAAAUACUCAUGGGACUAGAGGCUUGCAACCUACCCAUGGGUUUCAAAUUUUAUGCAAAACACAGUAAUAGAAAAGAGUCUCCUGAUUCCGGAGGAAAGCUUGGUACGGUAGCGCCAGGUAGGAUGGGAUUGCAGGAGUCAUAUAGGUUACCGAAACGGAAAACGACUACGAUGGCGAUCUGUACUUCUAACGUACGUACGCUUGCAUCGGAAGCGGCUAUCGAAGAUAUGAUGAUGCAAGCCAAGAAGAUCAAGUAG